UUUUCUCCAAUUUCUAGAAUUUUCUCCCUCAUCCCCAAAGCGAGGGGAGAUGACAUCUUGGCUUCUCUGAGCCACCCGUGCCCCACAACCAGCAGAGCCAUGGAUCUGGAAUACGAGCUGCCCAACGCCACCACCUUCUGGUUCUCUCCAGCUUCCCCAUUCGAUAACUUCUCAGUGGAUGCCCCCACCAAUGCAUCACAGAAUGCCACAGGCCAGCACUUUGACCUAACCAGCAACGCCAUCCUCACCUUCAUCUACUUUGUGGUCUGCAUCAUAGGGCUGUGCGGCAACACGCUGGUGAUUUACGUCAUCCUUCGUUAUGCCAAAAUGAAGACCAUCACCAACAUCUACAUCCUGAACCUGGCCAUUGCUGAUGAGCUGUUCAUGCUGGGACUGCCCUUCCUGGCCAUGCAGGUUGCGUUGGUACACUGGCCCUUUGGCAAAGCCAUCUGCAGGAUUGUCAUGACAGUGGAUGGGAUCAACCAGUUCACCAGCAUCUUCUGCUUGACAGUUAUGAGCGUUGACCGCUACCUGGCUGUUGUCCAUCCCAUUAAGUCUGCCAAGUGGAGACGGCCCAGGACAGCCAAAAUGAUCAACGUGGCCGUUUGGGGUGUCUCCCUGUUGGUGAUCAUGCCCAUCAUGAUUUAUGCUGGAGUGCAGCAGAAUCACGGCAGGAGUAGCUGCACCAUCAUCUGGCCGGGAGAAUCAGGUGCGUGGUACACGGGCUUCAUCAUCUACGCCUUCAUCCUGGGCUUCCUGGUGCCUCUCACCAUUAUCUGCCUUUGCUACUUGUUCAUCAUUAUCAAAGUCAAGUCCUCGGGCAUCAGGGUGGGCUCCUCCAAGAGGAAAAAGUCUGAGAAGAAAGUCACCAGGAUGGUCUCCAUCGUGGUUGCUGUCUUCAUCUUCUGCUGGCUCCCCUUCUACAUCUUCAACGUUUCCUCUGUCUCUGUCCUGAUCGUGCCCACACCCGUCCUCAAGGGCAUGUUCGACUUUGUCGUGGUCCUCAGUUAUGCCAACAGCUGUGCCAACCCCAUCCUUUAUGCCUUCUUGUCUGAUAACUUCAAGAAGAGCUUUCAGAACGUCCUCUGCUUGGUGAAGGUCAGCGGCAUGGACGAUGCGGACCGGAGUGACAGCAAGCAGGACAAAUCCAGGCUCAACGAGACCACAGAAACCCAAAGGACCCUGCUCAAUGGUGACCUGCAGACAAGCAUCUGAGAGGGCAGCGGGGUUGUCCUUCACUCGCUCUCCUCUCCCCACUUGCUCCCAAUGGCACUGGUAUGUAGGGAGUCGGGCAGGAGUGCCAGAGAUGCACACCCCAAUGGGCCGGGUGUCCUAAGCUGGGCUGGUUCCCAAGCUGCUGGUGGGUUGGCUUUCAAGCAUUGUGAAGGAUAUGGUUCAAGAGGAACUGCCUCACCAGGAGCACAGAGACUGUAGGAAUCCCCACGUGGCAGCGCACGUUUAAACACCAAAGUGCCGUUGUGGGCAACAGACAUUGCUGGGACAGCUCUGCUGGUUCUCCUGGUAUUACCUAUGGGGCUGACAUUGGCUUUGGGUGCUCUGCUCCGGAACGGUGUUCACGUCGAACUGAUGGAUGGAUGGAGAAUGUAGCCUGGCUGGGCUGGGACCUGAGUGCACAGGGGGUGGCUUCGGGAGGAACUGAGACCACAGGUGGUGCACGCACUGCCUGCAGAGCUGCAGAGCUGUGCCGACUGGGAGCCGAGACCUGCUGGGAGCUCCCUGGCAAGCACAAGCGUGUUCCUGCAGUCACGUCCUCCCCCUGGAGCCAAGGGGUUACAUUCAGCCCGACUUUGUAAGCUACUCAACUCUUCCCCCAAAGCCUCCCUACUGCUUCCUUUGCAGAGAGCUGUCCUGCAUGGAGGAGGCACGGCAGGACAGAGGCAGCCUCCCCGAGGACACAGCCCUCUCCAGCACUUUUGGGUCCCUCCCUGCUUCUGUUCUGCCUCCACCAGCCCUACAGCCUCCCUGCUGCAGGAGAGCCCCUGCCCUCCUCCCUCCUAUGAUAUCGCCUUCCCACAGAUUUUCUCUUCAGAUGGAGGUUUUUCCCCCUUUUUCCUUCUUUUCUUCUCAGAUCUGUUCACAUCAGCCUCUGGCUGAUCUCCCCAGUGAGCCAUGGCUGGGCUGGCUGAGCAGCCACUGCACAAUCCAGUAGGAAAUUCUUGGAAGCAUUUAUUUACUCAGCAGUAGCAUUGGGGUUUGGAGUACAGCUGUGCAGUUGCUGCUCAUCCUGCUGCUGACAGCCAGGUGAGAUGUGGGCUUGUCCUGUCCCUGCGGUGGCACAGAGGAUCACCAGGGUUGGAGCUGCCAUGAGCGAACAUCGCCUGCUUACCAAGAACACCUCCCUGCUCUGUCCAGGCAAGUCAAAAAAAGGAAGGAGUGAUGGAAAAGGUGGUUGACAGGAAGUUGGGGCACAAUGGGGCUUGACCCUCAUCUGAGCCAAAAGGACUGGGAGGAGCAGAGGACCCUGAGCUGAAGAAGGAGCCUUUGAGAUGCAUGGAGGAGAGUCCCCGGGCUGCCUCUGUGGGAUGGCUGCAGCUGCUCAUGUCUCCACGCUCUGUUGCUAACAGCAAGGCUGUGACCACUGCAAGCCACCCCUGUCACUGCUGGGGUGCACGUCCUGCAGGUAACUGCAGAGGGGGGACAGCAUUUUCCCCGGCGGCUUCCAGCACGAAGCCAAGAGGAAGAGCAGAGAAGAGCAUCCAGACCCCAGUGCCUCUCCUGUAGCCAACGUGGGUAAGGGGGACCCUGGGGUGCAAGUCAUGCAGUGAGGGGGGUGGUGGGUCUGGCCCAGCCACCGGGGGCACAGUAAACCAUGCCCACGGCAUAACCCCAGGAGCUGGUAUGCUCUGCUCAGACACCAAACGCAGCAAUUAGAGCCCAGUGGCUGCACUGCCCGCUGUGUUUAGCUGCUCAAGAAUGUCUUGCAGUGAUCUGCUGUGCCCCAACGUGCCUCAGCACUCAAACCCUGUACCAUGGUGUCCCUCCUUGGCAGCACUGUGUGAGCAGGAGGGGAAGCGCAGGGCAGAGCUUGUGCCUGUUUUCCUGUCCUUCUGCAGUGAUGCCCCCCCCACCAGCACAUCACCCCUGUCCUACUUUGCAACCCCAGCACCCCCACCAGUCCCAGAACCCCACAGGAGCUCAGUGCUGGGCUCAGUGCCUGCUCCCUGGCACAGUUCACUCAGACACCAACACCAGAACACCCCUCUGGGUACGGGGCUUAGGUUACUGGGGCAAAGUAGGGCACUGUCAGCAUUUAUUUGCUUUUAACCAUUUACCUCUGCGGGGGCUCAGCACUGAGCUGCUGGCAGCCACUUGCUGAGCGUGUCCUCACGACAGCUUCAUUAAGGGGUGUAAAUCCAAGGCGAGAGGCAGUGACGGCAGCGCAGGCUGCCUAUUGAUGCCGCAGGAAUUAAAACAAGAGCAGCUUGUCACAUUACCGUGAAAUAUUGGAGCGUGAUUGCCAGCCUGGUGCAGCCCUCUGCCAGGGUAAGGCUUCAGUGUCAGGGCUGCAGCGAUGCGUCAGCUGGGCUCCAGGUGCUUAAUAUCUGGUGGGUGGGAGAAGAGUUAUUUGUGUGGAAAGAGCCUGGGGCAGGAGAGGUGACAGGGAGGCAGGGGAGGGGGUAAGAGCCUGAUGUUCACAGCCCCCAGCAGGUGCUGCAGUGCUGCUGGCAGUGCUCCGUCCUGCCACCACCUCGCCAUGAUGCAGGGGAGCAUGGGGUGUUCCCAUUUCUGGCCGUGGGUAACUCUGCGUGCUGCUUUCAGGCUGGCUCAUCACUGCCUAAUAAACAGCAGCGCUGUUGCUGCUGUGAGUAACAAAGUUUUCCUUCUCAGCCACUUGAUUUUAGCUGGAACUUGACCUCAUAUCUGCUCAGAAAAGCCUCACAGGGCUGCCAGAGGCAUAAUGAGAUAUCUCUCCCAGUUCAUUUCAGAGCAAAUAGGAUGAUCUUGCAAGUACCAGAGCAGCUCUGCUGCCACUUCACAUGCAGACUAUUCCCAGGCAAGUAAGAUUAAUUACAACUCCUGCCUGCCCUGGCUGGAACAGAUUUAUUCCAAUUUGGAGGUGAUGGAAAGCAGAGUGCCCCGUGUCCUGUAGUACUAAUCUGCGUGCCAGCACCCGUGUGGUGACCCCACGCCCAUGAGAAACAAAUUGUCCUCAAUCCCAUCACUUGAUCCCACACACAGAUGAGGAACAUUGCAUCCUAGGACAGAGCCUGGCUCCUGGUGCUGUGCUGGCCGGUUCUGCCCAGUGCUUGGCAGCCAAAGCCUGCUGGGCAGUGAGAGGCUGGGUUCGGUCCUGCAGCCUUCUUACUGCAUCUCUACAGCUCCUAAUAUCAGCACCAAAGCUGCCUUGGACUUCUUUAAAAUAACAAUUUCCUAACAAACUGCACUGUCCUAUCUCUGGAGGGCUUCCCCAAGUCUCUGUCCCUUGUCCUCGAUGGAGGAUCCAAAGCCUCCCAGGCUCUGAAUCCACACCGCUGCUCAGAUCCAGGCUUGGUUCCCACGUCUCUCCCCUUCCCCUCAGCACCCUUGUUCCUGCUCAGCAGAUAGAAGAGUAGGAGCCAGCAUCAGACCGUUGCCUGCAGAGCCUUGCUUACACCCAGCUGGAGCAGUCCUAAGCAGCACAUGGCUCCAUGGUCACCAAGGGGCUAACAGGGAGCACACUGGGGACACUGACACAGCACUAGCUCCCCAAAACAGCUUCAGAAAGAUGCAAGAGCUGAGCCCCUGGGACCGCAAUAUAAGGGCACUGGGGCUCUGCAGUGCCAGUGUUGUUUGUGCUGGGAGUACUGGGGUGCAUAGCCUGAGAGCUGCAGCUUGUGCUGUGCUCCUGGGGUUGUUUCAGCCCUUGCUAUGAACAAGCUGAUUUCCAACCUCUCAGGGAGAACCUGCAUCCUCCUGGUCCCAGGAGCCCAGGCCAGGGCUGUACAGAGGGGAGAUCAUCAUCAAGGCACAGGCAAAGAGUGCAGCAGACCUCAAAGUCGACCUUGCCAUCACUACAUCUGAAAAGCAAACUGCUGCUUUCUGGCCUGAGGACACAUCUACCCUUUCCUGUCAGCCCGCAACCCCAGCUGCACACUCCUCGUGUCAGAUUUCAUCUUGCUGUUUGCUCCGGGACAGCAAAACCCAGGAGCAUCGAGGACAUGGCUCCAGCUGGGAUCAGGGGAGCCAGUCUGGAUCUGUGCCCUGACCAGAAGGAGACAAGGGACGCAAAGCCCAAGUACCCCACACUGUACUGCAUGGUCAGGAGGGAAGGGGUGGGUGGUUGUACAUAUGUAUAUAUAGCAGACAUGCCAGCAGAAGGUUUUAUUAUCCCUGAUGCUGUAGAGACACUCUGCACCGUGUGUUUUGCUGUGCACCCCACAAGCAGCGUGCAGAGCAGUCAGACCCAACUCUUUGGGUGCCCUUCAUUACCCAUGUGGGGCUGGCUGUGGCGUGCACGAGCCUGGAAGCAACUGCUGUGCUGACAAGCAACAAAAGCACUUGAGCAGGGCAAGGGGAGACAAGCUUAGGCUGCUGCUAAGCGCUGAGUCCUUCCUAGCCAAGCUGGUGUUCCUCAAGCAGCACUGUGCCAUGUUCCCAUGUUCUGUACAUACACCCCUCUGUAUCUGUAUCUGUGCUCUGUAUAGUGUGUGUGGGUCUGGUGUAAGACAUUGUGACUGGAACAUGAUGGAAAGCAUUUCUGCCUGAA
This is a messenger RNA of Meleagris gallopavo (turkey), 5707 nucleotides long. The record is from RefSeq and is a predicted model, not a curated record. Lineage: Eukaryota; Metazoa; Chordata; Aves; Galliformes; Phasianidae.